UGCCCCCCCCCGUAGCGCCACCACCUCGGCGCGUGUGUGUGUAACUGUGUGUGCGUGUGCACGGGGGUGCGUCUUGGUGGUCCUCUGCCUGCCUGUGUCUGUGUGCACGUGUGAAUGCACGCAUGUACGUGCAAAUACCUCACAGGCCUUUGUGGGUGAAGCUCGUCCCUCAGAUCUUGCGAAAGGAUCUGAAGUGGCGUCAGCCCCCGCCCUCCCCCCCCACGUAUACAGAUGCCCACACCCGUGUAUACGCGAACCAGCGCCCUCUCCUGGGCUGGCUACAAACAAGAGCUGUCACAGAGCAGGCGAGCCGCCGCCGCUGCCUACCGGGACAGGAGAUGGCACCAGCGGGGCAAUGUGCCCAAAACAUCACCGACGAUGCAGCAGCAGCUAAGCUCGCCGAUGUCUUUGAGGAUGUGGCUGUGUACUUCACACAGGAGGAGUGGGAGCUGCUGGAAGCUGGAGACAAGGUGCUUUACCAGGACCAGAUGCUGAGGAAUUACCAAGCCCUUGUUUCCUUGGGAUAUCAAGGUCCCACACCAGACUUAAUCUGCCACAUCCAGCAAGGGGAGAUGGAGCUCUGGGUUUGGAAUGAUGAGAAAGCUGAAGAAAACGCAUUUUCUGAGGACUUGUCCCCAGAUACUGAAACACUGGGCAGAGCUGAGCAGCAGCAGCCUCAUGAGGAAGGGCCUACCAACCUGAAGCUGUUUCAGGCCAGAAACCAGCUCCCCCACCAACAGGGACAGAGAACAGUGGAGAUUGAAAGAAACAGGGAAGGAUUUGAAGGGCAGAGAAACCUGAAGAGCCCCAAGGGCAUGGGUUCUGGCAGGCAAGGGCUGCAUAUAUGUGGGCUGCCCAGUGAGAGCUUUUGGGACAAAGAGGAACUUGGGGCCCACAGGAGAGCCCACUGGAGGGAGAAUGUCAAGCCUUGUGUUGAGCGUGGGGACAGCUUCCACCAUCCAUGCCCUCUUCUUGGGCACCAAAAAAUGUACUCAGGGGAGCACCCCCAUCUCUGCCCAGAGUGUGGGAGGAGCUUUGUCUCCCUAAAAGACCUGCGAGUGCAUCAGGGCAUACACAUGCAGGAGCAGCUAUACCGCUGUGCUGAGUGCAAAAAGAGCUUCACUAGGUGGGAUCACCUGCGAAGCCACACAUGCGUGCAUGUUGGGGAGAAGCCAUUCUCCUGCCUACAGUGUGGGAAGAGCUUCACCAAGAGCUCCAGUCUCACACAGCACCAGUGCAUGCACACUGGGGAGAAAAUGUUAUUCUGCAACCAGUGUGGGAAGAGCUUCACCGAGAGCUCCAAACUCACCAGUCACCUGCGUGUGCACACAGUGGAGAAACCCUUCUCCUGCAGCCAGUGCAGGAAGAGCUUCACCUACAGCUCUAGUCUCACCAAUCACCUGCGCAUGCACACGGGGGAGAAACCCUUCUCCUGCAGCCAUUGUGGGAAGAGUUUUACCCAGAACUCCAAUCUCACUGAUCACCUGCGUGUGCACACAGGAGAGAAGCCAUUCUCUUGCAUCCAGUGUGGGAAGAGCUUUACGCAGAGCUCCAAUCUCACCAAUCACCUUCGCAUACACACGGGAGAAAAACCCUUCUCCUGCAGCCAGUGUGGGAAGAGCUUUUCCAAGAGGUCAAUACUUAGUAACCACUUGCGUGUGCACACAGGGGAGAAGCCGUACUCCUGCAGCCAGUGUGGGAAGAACUUCACUGAGAGCUCCACACUUGCUGUGCACGUGCGUGUGCACACAGGGGAGAAACCCUUCUCCUGCAGCCAGUGUGGGAAGAGCUUUGCGGAGAACUCCAAACUCGCCAAUCACGUGCGUGUACACACAGGGGAGAAACCAUUUUCUUGCAGCCAGUGCGGGAAGAGCUUCACACAGAGCUCCAACCUCACCAAUCACCUGCGUGUGCACACGGGGGAGAAACCCUUCUCCUGCACACAUUGUGGGAAGAGUUUUACCCAAAACUCCAACCUCACUGAUCACCUGCGCGUGCAUACGGGGGAGAAGCCAUUCUCUUGCACCCAGUGUGGGAAGAGCUUCACGCAAAGCUCCAAUCUCACCAAUCACCUCCGUGUGCACACAGGAGAGAAACCCUUUCCCUGCAGCCAGUGUGGGAAGAGCUUCUCCAAGAGGUCAACACUUACAAACCACCUGCGUGUGCACACAGGUGAGAAGCCAUACUCCUGCAGCCACUGUGGGAAGAGCUUCACUGAGAGCUCCUCACUUGCUGUGCACAUGCGUAUACACACAGGGGAGAAACCCUUCUCCUGCAGCCAUUGUGGGAAGAGCUUUGCUGAGAGCUCCAAACUCACCAAUCACGUGCGUGUGCACACGGGGGAGAAACCAUUUUCUUGCAGCCAGUGUGGGAAGAGCUUUGCUGAGAGCUCCAAACUCACCAAUCACGUGCGUGUGCACACGGGGGAGAAGCCGUACCGCUGUCUCCAGUGCCAGAAGUGUUUCCAGCAGAGCUCUGCCCUGAAGAAGCACCAGCGAACCCACGGGAACAGGAUCAUUGUGCUGAAUGGGGGGCAGUUUCCCUCAUCCUCCUUGGGCAAUGAGCAUAAGGGUUCAAAUUGUGGACUGUAAUGCCCCCAGCUUCUUCCUGCUUCCAUGUGGAGUGUCUCACAUAGGAAGUUCUGGUAGCAUCUGGUGACAGCUGGGACAGAGAAGACAACAGGUAAGAUUUAAGUGAUGGAGCCAGGCAGCAGAGAGGAUAAAAGUGGGGAGACACAAUACCAAAGUUGCCCUGAAAACGGACAAUCUUUCUUGAACUGUCAAGUCCUAGGCUACUACCACCUGUGGUAGCAAGGUGAUCACUUCCUUUUCCUUCCUGUGGUGUUUAGGGCACUUUAUUGUCAUCAGUUUUUUACUGUAUUGAUUAUCUUGUCUGGUUCUAUAUCACCCAGGCAGUUCCGCUGGUCCUGCGAUAGACCCAGUUUGGACAAGGAGCUCAAUAAAGGGAAUAUCCACGAAUCGGUUCUUGAUUGCUUUAUCCCAGGAAGCUCCCAGGCCUCUUCUUUGGUUCACUGCUUUGCUUGUUCCGUGCACCCAGGCUUCCCUCUGUCUCCAACACCUCUGCAAGCUCAGCUGUAUGUGAUGGCCAAGAUGAAAUCCAUGACUCCUGGAACUGAGAGAUCGUUCUGGGUCACAGCAUCACCUGCUGUCUCCAUAGCCCCACCAUCUCCAAUUGGCUCUGUUGCUCCAUAAGGCCAGGAGUGCCACUCAGGGAACUACAGCAAGAUAAGCCGGAUCCCCAGUGAUAGCUGACGUGUGCUGGUCAGCUGGAACAGCAGAGACAGCCCUGGAGUCAGGGCAGCCAGGCUUUGUAGAGUCCAAGUCAACACAGAAGGCAGAUUCAGAGGCCAUGUCCCUUUGGGGUCCAGAUGCGUUUGUCCCUUUCCCAAGCCAGUUCCUCACACUGAUUUUGCACUCAUCCAUACAGACACCCCCAAUCUUUAGGGCUCCUGCUGUGUCUCCAAAGGAUAUUCCAGAUGGGAACAGUCCUGGCUGCAUUCCUUACAGUAUUUUCUUCUCUGCCACAUAGGUAGCCCCAUCUGCUAAUGCACUUUCCAGCCUCCCUCUGCCCAGGUUAAAUAUUUGUUUAGGGUAGACCAGCCAGCACACACCCAGGGUCUCUCUGACGUUCACCCCAAUGGUACAGGAGAACGGCUCAGGGCAGGUGCUACUUUUACAAGGCUGAACAUGUCAGUGAGGAGGCAGAAUCUGCCACCUGGUUUGGGUCAGAGAGGAACUUGGAGUCCCCUACCUAGGUUGGAGUUUGUGCCUAUAUCUCUGAGUGCCUUCCAACAUUUUAAAAUCUUUCUUUGCUUUCCUCCCAAACAAAUCAAGCUGGUCCUGCUUACUGGACUGGCUCCAAGACAGCUUUUCAUCCAGGCAAGAGCAUGGCCCUAUUUUCUCUCACCUGGUACCUGCCCACAGCCUCCUUGUCUCAGGCAGAGAUGCAACAACAGUACUGUCCUAACCUGGACUCACUUGCCCCUUAUUUACAAGGAGCAGAAGCCUGGGGGUAGGGGAGAAGGGACCUGUGACAGGGCUUUCAAGGGAUAUCAGAGAUGAAUAGAUCAUAUGGGUCUUUAAAGAGAUACUUAUUCUUCCAGUGAGGCUAUGGGAAAGGUUGAGAGCAAAUCAUAGAAAUUAAGGGCUGGAAGGGAGCUCAAAAGAUCAUUGGGUGCAAUCCCCCUGUUCAGCAGGAAUACUGCUGAGAUCAAAAAAUCCCAGCAAGGUGUCCGUCCAGGCUCCUCUUGAACCAAGGUUGGGGACUGCACCACCUCCUUGGGAAGUCUAUUCCAGACGCUGGUCACCCUUACCAUAAAGAAGUUCUUCCUUACAUCCAAAUCAGCAGCAGCAGCUAGAAAGCUUGAAGCACAUUGCUGUUGAAGUACCUCAUAAGUAACUACAGCUGACUUUUGCCUCUCAAAUCUUCUAAUUUUACAGUGAACUCAUCCCUUGACUGCUUUUUAACAACGCUUGUGUCAUAAGGACACAGACUGCUGUAGUCCUUACCUGUGGCAGGAUAACAUGGUUUUGAUGUUUUUGCCUUGUAGUUGUGGGGUAGGGUUGAAUGUGUAGUUUUAGGGAUAGGUUAGGCAGGGACUUGCCUGGGAUGGCUGGUCUAGAUGAGGUAUGGAAGUCCCUUCCAGCCCUACUUUCCUUUGCCAUGAUCUGCUAAUGAGUUAUAUUUCCCCCCAUAAGAAUGCUAGGAAAGGCUCUGGCAAUACUUGGCCAUGCCAGGGUCUAUUCCCACUACACUUGUGGAAGCUGUUGGGGUGGGAGCCACAGGGUGGCAGUGCGGGUGAACUUUCCAUCUCGAUUAACUUGACCACAGCAUGGACAGGAGAUGGGGAAAUGGGCUUGGAAACAUUUUUGGGAGAUGUGUUCUGCCAGAAAGUGAACAGCUGUCCAGCAAACUCUCUUCCAGGAGCAAACAGGCCUGGACUGGUCCCCUCCACUCUUCCAGAACACAGAAAAUUCAGCAUAACCUAACGGGAGUAGAGGUGAGGAUGGCCCACUUCAAGACAGUGGCUUCCAUCAAUCAUAUUGCCACAAAACUCAAUAAACUCUAUAUCACAAGAGCUGGAAGGGACGUCCACAUGGGAGAGGCUAACCAUCAGCUAGCCAUCUGACCGCCUCGUGGAAGGGGUAGUAUACUUUCCCCAUUGUCCCCUUGCUGGGCAGCUUCUGAGCCAUGGCCAUGACAGUAGCUGGGAACAGGCAUUCACAUAGCGACUGCAUCCCUCUGAGAGGAAAAACUGCUCUUCCCCAUGGCCAUGGCAGCCAGCACCUAAGACAGUGACAUAUCUGAAGCCCUCUUUGCCCCUGCCAGAGAUACUGGAACCAAGGGCCCCCCAAACCCCCACAAGCAUCAUCAGCCUCUGAGCCUUGAAAUGCCGUCUGCAUUUAUAGCCCCAGGAGACAACGAUGAGGAUGUAUGACCUGCAAGCAUCCAGCCCUUAAGCAUCCUCUGACAGAGGACUAGCUCUUCCCCACCCCAAUCCCAUGCCUUGUGCUGCUCAUGCCGUGGGCCUGCUCACUAUGGGGGAAGGGAGUAACUUAGACUUCCUGUGCCAUGGCUGUGGUUGGGGCCAUCCUGGUGGCAUGGGUGGCAUGGGCUUCCCUGGCUGACACAUGGAGGGUCCCUGGGUGAAGGCAGGGGGAACCCCACCAGGACUGCCUUCCUUAUGUCCACCCAAAAACGGUCU
Messenger RNA from Alligator sinensis (Chinese alligator), 5725 nucleotides. Its product is annotated as oocyte zinc finger protein XlCOF6-like. Gene Ontology annotation, molecular function: RNA polymerase II cis-regulatory region sequence-specific DNA binding; DNA-binding transcription repressor activity, RNA polymerase II-specific. Lineage: Eukaryota; Metazoa; Chordata; Crocodylia; Alligatoridae. The coding region runs from base 123 to 2591 and encodes 822 amino acids. The record is from RefSeq and is a predicted model, not a curated record. Gene Ontology annotation, biological process: negative regulation of transcription by RNA polymerase II. The transcript has 4 exons.